AGCAACAGUUGGUGUCGUCUGUGAAGGGCGUGUUUUAAUUCCAUUCAAAUUUUGAAAAGACGAGGUUGAAGAUGCAAUUGGCGUACGUCUUUGCCUUCGUUUUGCUUUCUUUUGUGAGUUCGGAUUUAGUGGAGCCGAUCGUGAAUGUGCCAACAUUGGGGCGUCUCCGUGGAUCGCGGCUGUCGUCUGCGUCUGGCCGAACGAUUGAAGCUUUCAGAGCCAUCCCCUACGCCCAGCCACCUGUUGGAGACCUUCGUUUCAAAGAUCCUCUUCCAGCAAAAGAUUGGCAAGGCUCUAUACUUGAUGCUACUAGAGAAGCACCUAAAUGCGUUCAAUUCAAUUCCAUUGUGCAAGGUGGAGUCGUUCUUGGACAAGAGGAUUGUCUUUAUCUGAACGUUUACGUGCCUCAACUGAAUGGAAUCAACGAUCCCCUGCCAGUCAUGGUUUGGAUACAUGGUGGAGCUUUCUAUAUGGGAAGUGGAAAUGGUGUAACGGACAUGUUUGGACCUAAUUAUCUUCUCGAUCGCGAUGUCGUCUUGGUCACUUUGAAUUAUCGUUUGGGACCUCUUGGUUUUCUUAGCACUGAAGAUGCCGAAGCUCCUGGAAAUUAUGGAUUGCUUGAUCAAUCAUUGGCACUCAGGUGGGUGCGAAAUUACAUUGCCCAUUUUGGUGGCAAUGCAGACCUGAUUACCAUAUUUGGUGAGAGUGCAGGAGGUGCUAGUGUGAAUUUUCAUGUACUAUCGCCUUAUUCAAAAGGUCUUUUUCAUCGAGCCAUAAUUCAAUCCGGAACAUCGACAUGCCCGUGGGCGUUGAAUCCCAAAAUUGGAGAAUAUACCAAGUUCCUUGCCAAUCAUUUGAACUGCUCGUCGGAUAGUUCACGUGAAUUGUUGACCUGUUUGAGGACUAGGAAAGCGGAAGAUAUUGCCGGAAUUAGAAAGCACUUCACCAUUGGAUUAGGUUUUGGAAUGUUCCCUUUGGCUUUUGUACCCCGGAUAGACGUCGAAAGAAAUUUGCCUUUCCUUCCAGCCUAUCCAGAAGAACUUGUUGCCGAGAGAAAAUUUAAUCAAGUACCGUUGAUUUUGGGUGUUACGAAAAACGAAGGAGCUCUCGUUAGUGCAUCUUAUUAUGUGAAUGGCGACAAACACAUGGACGAAUUCAAAGCCGAUCCCAUUGGCACGAUCCGCUACAUGAUUCAAAUGGAAAACGAACCCCGUGGUCUAGAAAUGGCUCACAUGGUUCAUGAUCAUCUGUUUACUCUUCAAAAGCCAUACGAAGACCAAAAACAACAAGUAGAAAUGAUCGCGUCGGAUUAUGGACUUUUUAAGUGUACUGAUGAUUCAGUCACCUUAUUCAGCAGGUUUAAUAGUCAACCCACUUAUUAUUAUUUCUACACACAUCGGGGUCAAUUUUCGUUUCCCCAAAUAGUCGGAGUUCCACCUGAAAUCGAUCUGGGUGUUUGUCACGCCGAUGAGCUUUUUCUAUUGUUCACCCCGGGAUACUUCCCGAGGUUGAGUGUUCCAGCAGAUCUAAAAGUAUCCGCAACGCUGAUCGAUUUAUGGACAUCGUUUGCUAAAAACGGAGCUCCUGAGAGUAGCCAUGUAGAUGUUUGGCUUCCAGUUGAGCAAGGAGUAAUACGUUACCUUGAUAUUAACGAGAGAUCUACCUUUGUCAACGAUAAAAUGCCUUUUGAACCAAGGCUUGCCUUUUGGAACAAGGUGAAAGCUGCAAAUCGUAUCGUCACCAAGGAUGAAUUGUGAACAAACUGUACCUUAAACGCCGUUGCUUGCUAUUAGGCGAUGAUAAUGAGAUAUGUAACUAAAUGGCAAAUUAUUUAGAGGAAGAGUGUAGCUGAUCUCCAGUCGUACUGUUUCAAAUUCCCAUCUUAUUGUGAAUAUCUUACAGAUUUACGCAAUUGGUCUUGCU
Molecule: messenger RNA, 1923 nt
Organism: Daphnia carinata
Lineage: Eukaryota; Metazoa; Arthropoda; Branchiopoda; Diplostraca; Daphniidae
Product: venom carboxylesterase-6-like
Exons: 12
Coding region: 72-1757 (561 amino acids)
Source: RefSeq, a predicted model, not a curated record